Penicillium brasilianum is the source of this 1701-nucleotide messenger RNA. The record is from the annotation of a GenBank genome assembly. NCBI's taxonomy places the organism in Eukaryota, Fungi, Ascomycota, Eurotiomycetes, Eurotiales, Aspergillaceae.
AUGACUACAGACUCCCCCUGGCUCGCGCAAGGCGAAGCUAAACGCCAAGCUAUCCUCGACGCUAUCCCCGCGAAAUGGCGACUGGCAGACCCCGUUCCUCCCGCCACGGAGGUUCGCGAUGUGACAGGAAGUUAUAUCCAGCAAUAUCUCAGCGAGCGUGAGAUUGAAAUUACGGAGUCUGAUGCAGUUCAUAUUGCUGCACAAACGACUACUGGUCGCUGGUCUGCCGUGGAAGUCGCAGAGGCCUUUUGUCAUCGAGCUGCGCUGGCACACCAACUGGUCAAUUGCUUACACGAGAUAUUUUUUGACGCGGCUAUCGAAGAUGCAAAGAAGCUGGAUGCCUACUAUGCAGAGCACAAAGCUCCCAUGGGCCCGCUACACGGUCUACCCGUUAGUCUGAAAGAUCAAUUCCACGUCAAAGGCGUGGAAACCACCAUGGGCUAUGUCGGUUGGAUCGGCACUUUCCAAGGCAAAAAGGACGAUACCCGUUUCCGCACAGAGGAAAGCGAGCUGGCCAGAGAGCUGCGCAAUCUCGGAGCCGUCCUCUAUUGCAAGACAAGUGUGCCGGCUACGCUAAUGGCCGGUGAGACCAUCAACAAUAUCAUCGGCUACACAUGGAAUCCGAAGAACCGCCUCCUAUCCUCCGGUGGUAGUUCAGGUGGUGAAGGAGCGUUGAUUGCGCUGCGUGGAUCACCCGUUGGUUUUGGGACUGACAUCGGUGGGAGUGUUCGCAUUCCUGCUGGAUUCAACUAUCUGUAUGGACUGCGCCCGUCAUCUGGGCGAAUGCCUUACCAGGGCGCUGCCAACUCGAUGGAUGGACAAAGCACUAUCUUGUCUGUCAUUGGACCGCUUGCACCUACCGCACGGUCUUUGACUCUGCUGUUUAAGACUGUGCUUAGCCAGAAGCCGUGGUUUCACGAUCCGCUCGUACUCGAGCUACCCUGGCGAGAUGCCGUCGCGGAGGAAACCCGUCUGCGAAUCGACCAGGCCAAGGCCGGAAAGUCAAGUCUGACUUUCGGAAUAAUGCACUGGGAUGGAAUCACGCGCGUUCACCCACCCAUUGCUCGUGGAUUGAGAAUCGUCGAACAAACCCUCAAGCGACUCGGCCACAGAGUGAUUCCUUGGAAUCCACCCUCUCAUGCUACCGCUGGUACGUUGGGUUCCACGGCAUUCAGUAUGGACGGUGGUGCCGACCUAGCCCAUCACUUCGGUCUAUCCGGUGAAUCUAAAGCAUCCCAGGUCAUAAUCACCGACAAAGAACCACUAUCCAUGACCGAGCUCGCAGCACUCAACGUCGCAAAGCGUGAGUAUCAAAAGCAGUACAUGGACUACUGGAACAGCACCGCAGAAGUAACUGGGACGGGCUCCCCUGUCGACGGACUCUUUUGUCCACUUGCGCCCCACGCUGCGGUGAUUCCCAACGAAUACCACUACGUGGGAUACACCUCCUUCGUCAAUGUUCUGGAUUACACCAGCGUGGCUAUGCCGGUGACAUUUGCGGAUAAGAGUAUCGAUGUGCGUUCCGCGUAUGUAUCGACAGCUGAAUCGGCAGACCAUAUCGAGUGGAAUUAUGAUGCCGAUACAUACCAUGGCGCUCCGGUGGGAGUUCAAUUUGUCGGACGGAGGCUGCAGGAAGAGAAGAUGCUGACUCUUGCCGAGUAUAUUGGCGAUGAGAUUUCUAAGACCGCAGAGACAAUGUAG